GGCGAUUGGACCGAGUUGCGCGUGCGCAGUGGCCUUUGUUGGUGACGACCCCGCGGAGGGUGCCGAGGUUUGACUGCUGCACAGAAUGGCCCAUUUCUCCAGCGAUGAUGAGGUGAUGCUGCAGGCGAUGCUCCGGCAGCUGUUCCAGAGCGUGAAGGAGAAAAUCACCGGCGCUCCCUCCUUGGAGUGCGCAGAGGAGAUCCUCUUGCGGCUGGAGGAAACUGACGAAAAUUUCCACAACUAUGAAUUUGUAAAAUACCUUAGACAGCACAUAUGUAACACGUUGGGGUCUAUGAUCGAAGAAGAAAUGGAAAAAUGCACAUCUGAUCAUAAUCAGGGUGAGGAAUCUGGCUAUGACACUGUUGUACAGCAUGUCACCAAGAGAACACAAGAGUCUAAGGAGUAUAAGGAAAUGAUGCAUUCUCUGAAGAACAUCAUGAUGGUGGUGGUCGAGGCCAUGAUCAACAAGUUUGAGGAAGAUGAGACCCGGAGUCAGGACAGGCAGCGGCGACUGCAGAAGGAGGAGCGUGGCAGCUACUGCACCGACAAUUGUUCCGACAGCGACUCCUCCUUCAAUCAGAGUUACAAAUUCUGCCAAGGAAAACUACAGCUGAUUUUAGAUCAGUUGGAUCCUGGGCAACCGAAAGAGGUGAGAUACGAAGCUUUACAGACGCUGUGCUCAGCCCCUCCAUCCGAUGUCCUGAACUGUGAAAACUGGACCACCCUCUGUGAAAAACUGACCAUGUCUCUGUCCGACCCAGAUCCUGCGCUCACUGACCGGAUUUUAAAGUUCUAUGCACAGACUUUUACGCUCUCACCAUUACACAUGACCAAGGAAAUUUAUACAAGCUUAGCUAAAUAUCUGGAGUUAUACUUUCUUUCUAGAGAAAAUCACAUUCCUACUCUUGCAAGUGGAGUAGACAUAAGCAGUCCUGAUGUGACCCGCUUACUGAAAAAGGUUCGCCUUCUGAAUGAGUAUCAGAAAGAAGCUCCAUCCUUUUGGAUUCGACACCCAGAGAAGUAUAUGGAGGAAAUUGUGGAGAGCACUUUGUCCCUGUUAUCAGUAAAACAUGAUCAAAGCCAUCUUGUCUCACAGAAGAUUUUGGAUCCCAUCUAUUUUCUCGCAUUAGUUGAUACUAAAGCUGUGUGGUUCAAAAAAUGGAUGCAUGCGUAUUACAGCAGAACUGUGGUACUAAGACUACUUGAAAAGAAAUACAAAUCUCUGAUAGCUACGGCAGUUCAGCAGUGUGUUCAGUACCUGGAACUGUGUGAGACAAUGAGAACUGGUGACAGCUUAGGACAUUCACAGCAUUGUGGAGACAAGCAGAAAAGUUUCUUCUACUCAGGACAAGAGCUGCAGUAUAUUUAUUUCAUUUACUCACUGUGCCUUUUAGGAAGAUUGUUGAUAUAUACACAAGGCAGAAAACUCUUUCCCAUAAAGUUGAAGAAUAGAAAAGAUUCAGUAUCUCUCAAAAAUCUGCUGGUUUUGUUUACUCAACUCAUCUAUUAUUCACCAAGUUGUCCAAAGAUGACAUCAGUUGCAUAUUCAGAGAACUACUCUCCGGCAAGUAUGGUGACUGACGUCCUGCAGAUCCUCUGCGACCAGAAAGAAUGUGCCGUGGAGUGCUUGUACAACAGCACCGUGACAGAGACGCUCCUCCAGCCCAUUCAUAACCUGAUGAAAGGAACCGCGGCUGCUCCAGAUUGCUCUGAAACAGCUUUAAUUCACAUAGCGGAUAUUUUGGCAAGAAUUGCUUCUGUAGAAGAAGGACUUAUGUUGCUUCUUUAUGGAGAAAACAUGAACUCUUCUGAAGAAGAAAGUCCUACAGGUGCUCAUAUAAUAGCCAAGUUUUCAAAGAAACUUCUUGAUGAAGACAUUUCUAUUUUCUCUGGAUCAGAAAUGUUGCCAGUAGUUAAAGGAGCUUUUAUUUCUGUGUGUCGUCAAAUAUAUGCCACAUGCGAAGGCUUACAGGUGCUGCUUCCUUAUGGUUUACAUGAGUCUAUAGCAAAGGCAUGGAAGAAGACAAGCUUGCUGUCGGAAAGGAUCCCCACUCCAGUAGAGGGCUCAGACUCAGUUUCCUCGGUGAGCCAGGAAUCUCCCAACAUUGUGGCUUGGGAAGACAAUUUGCUAGAUGAUUUACUGAACUUUGCUGCCACUCCCAAAGGAUUACUCCUUCUUCAGAGAACAGGUGCCAUCAACGAAUGUGUGACAUUUAUGUUCAACCAGUAUGCAAAAAAACUCCAGAUAAACAGGCAGAAGAAGUUCGGCUAUGAAGUUUUGGUUGUCCAGGUGGCAUCCACAGCAGCAGGGGCCGUAGCUCUGCAAAAUUCAGGCUUCAUUAGUGCGCUUAUAACUGAGCUGUGGUCCAAUCUUGAAUGUGGAAGAGACGAUGUAAGGGUGACCCAUCCUAGAGCUACUCCAGUGGAUCCUAUUGACCGAAGCUGUCAGAAGUCCUUCCUAGCGCUGGUGAAUCUGCUGUCCUACCCCGCUGUGUAUGAGCUAACAGGCAGUCAAGAACUUCCCAAUAAGGCAGAAUAUUCUCUUCGUGAAGUUCCAACAUGUAUUAUUGAUAUAAUCGAUAGGCUUAUCAUUUUGAACUCUGAAGCUAAGAUUCGCUCUUUACUGAAUUAUGAACAAUCACACAUCUUUGGUCUAAGGUUAUUAAGUGUGGUAUGCUGUGAUCUGGAUGCUCUUCUCUUAUUGGAGGCUCAGUAUCAAGUAUCCAACAUGUUACUACAUGCUCAGGAAGAAAAUACCUUUGAGACCUCGGAGAACCACAGGGACUUUAUAAUUGAUGGUUUGUCAGUCGAGAGAAAUCAUGUUCUUGUAAGGAUUAAUCUCAUUGGUGGACCCUUGGAGCGGAUUCUACCUCCAAGGAUGCUUGAGAAGGGGGAUGACCCAUAUCCUUGGCCAAUGUUUUCAUCGUAUCCGUUGCCACACUGCUAUCUGUCAGCAGUUUCAAGAAGUGCUGAUAUGAAGCAAGACAGUGAUAUCGGAAAACUGUUAUCCUGCUUCAAAAUGUCUGAUAAACAAACUGAGUGGAUAGAAAACUGCCGAAGACAGUUCUGUAAAACAAUGAAGUCCAGGCCGGAUGCAGUCAGUGGAGGUGCUUUAGGAGAACUACUUGAAAAAUUUGUUCUACAUCUCACCGAAAACCCAUCUGAAUGCUACUUCCCUUCAGUGGAGUACACAGCUACUGAUGCAGAUGUGAGGAAUGAAAGUCUCUCGUCUGUGCAGCAGCUUGGCAUUGAAGCGGCUGUCAGGUAUGGUAAGUUUCUCAACGUGUUGAAAGAUGGCGCAGAAAAUGAUCUCGCCUUGGUCUUAAAGCACUGUGAGAGAUUCCUGAAACAACAGCAGUCACCAGUAACUUCUUCUCUUCUGCGCCUGCAAGGGAGCUACCCAGGCCAUGACUGGUUUGUGUCUUCGCUGUUCAUCAUAAUGCUGGGGGAUAAAGAGAAGACGUUCCAGUUUCUUCAGCAUUUCUCCAGGCUUCUGACCUCUGCUUUCCUUUGGGUACCAAGGCUGCAUAUUUCUAGGUACCUUUCUGUUGACACCAUCGAAGCUGGCAUCCAUCCCGUAUAUUUCUGCAGCACUCACUACAUUGAAAUGCUACUGAAGGCUGAGGUCCCACUCGUGUUCUCAGCUUUCCACAUGUCUGGUUUUGCUCCAUCACAGAUUUGCCUGCAGUGGAUAACUCAGUGUUUUUGGAAUUACUUAGAUUGGAUUGAAAUAUGCCAUUAUAUUGCUACUUGUGUUGUCCUUGGCCCUGAUUAUCAAGUGUAUGUCUGCAUAGCUGUUCUCAAGCAUCUGCAGCGAGACAUCCUUCAGCAUACCCAGACUCAAGAUCUACAAGUCUUUCUCAAAGAAGAAGCACUCCAUGGGUUUCGAGUGAGCAACUACUUUGAAUACAUGGAGACUCUGGAGCAAAACUACCGUCCAGUGCUGCUGAGAGACAUGCGCAGUCUGAGGGUGCAAAGCACAUAGAUGAUGAGGGCCCCCCAAACUUUAUGUUGUAUUCAUUUUUAAGGGAGACAAGGCAGCGUGAUUGUGUCCUGUCUACAUCGGCAGCAUGUGCUUUGUGUGUCCAUGUGUGUCAGUCAGUGUCGAGGUUUGGUACAGAAUAUAUUCGUGUUGCUCUCGGCUCAGUUUGUGAAAUGAAGUGAGUUCAUUUUUGCAAGUUCCUUGUUCUUUACAUUUGUAGGAGCAGUCCUAGGUUUUAGUUUGUGUUUGACUUAAAAAAGGAUCAAAGACCUUAAUGUAAAACCUAAAAAUCUGAAACUGCUAGAGGAGAACACUUGAUUUGAAAAAGGCAGUGGGUUCUGAAUAAGAAUCCAGGAACUCAGGGAAUGAAAACAAGCAGAGACAAUAGUCCUGCAUACUUGUAAAGUAGAAGAAAAGGAAGGCAGGUACAAAUCGGGAAAAGAGUUGCCAUGACUCACCUGAGAAGGGAGAAUAUCAAGAAUAUAUGCCGAGAUAAAUAAACUACAAAAUAGUAAAAGAACAACAACAACAAAAAAAAAACUCCAGUCAGCAACUGGGCAGGGAAGUGAGACACUUCAGACGGUGAAGCACCCAUCAAAAACGGGUACAUGAAGAAAGGCUCACCGCCUUUAUCCAUAAGGAAAAUGCCCAUCGAAACAACGUUAUCGCACUAAAAUGGCUAUCAUCAAGAACAGGAAUGCUGCUCAGGCUUGAGGGCAGACACUUAUAAAUUGUUAGUGGUAAUUUAUCAUGUAGACUGAUCUAGACAGAAAUUAGUAUGGAGAUCAAAAAAACAAAAGUUCACCUAAGUUGACCUAGCCACACAAUUUAUGUGAUAAAACAAAUAAAUGUAUGUCAGAUUACCAAGGAGAUCCCUGUACAUCUCUAUUCACAAUAGCCAGGUUUGGAAUCAGUCGAGGUAGUCAGUGCAGGCACACAAUAGAAUUUUACUCAGUCAUAAAGAAGAACGAAAUGAAGCAUUUGUAGGAAACUCGGAUUGGAGAUCAUGUUAGCUGAUAAAAGCCAGUCCCCUAAAGGAAGGCAUCACAUGUUCUGUUUCCUGUGUGGAAGCUGCGGGGUGGAGCAUGAAACUAAGAGGCUGAGCAGUGUGAAGGCCUGGGGAGCAUAAGAAAGUAGUGGAGGGGUGAGGAGCCGUGAUGGCUCAGUGAUUACCGGUGCCUGCCUCCAAGCCUGACAACUGGAUUUCAACCCCUCCCACCCACACUGAGAAAGAAUGAAACUGACUCUCAAGAGCUAUGCUCUGACCUCCACAUACUGUAGAUAUGCCUGGAACUGUAAAGUAAAAUAUUUUAAAGUAAGGAAAGAAACUCUUGUGAGACACAUAGAGUCAAAGUACAUUACAUGUGUGCUGGGAAUGUCAUAGUGGCAUUGAAUGAAAUGUCCCAACCUACAUCAUCUCUACUGUGUAGUAAUAGUUCUUCUAGUGAUCUUGGGAAGAAGAGACAAUUUUAUUAAGGAAGGAAGGAAGGAAAGAAAAAGAACAAAGGCCUGAGUAUCAGAAGGAGUCCAUAGAGAUGGGCAAAAGCCUACUUCCUUCAUUUUUGCAGCUGUACAUAUGGAAAAACACAGGCAACAGCACAGUUGCUUAUUUUCCCUAUGGUGGAACAAAGGACGUCUACCAGGACAUUGUCCUCAGACAUAAUUGUCUUUCUAGGAGGUGCUUGUUAGACCAAUGUCUAUUUCUAACUUUCCAUUGGAAAUUUGGGUUCACAUGACUCACUUAGAAGACAGAUUGCCUCCCUCGUGCUGAUAAGCAUUCUGCUGUUAUUUCUUGGCAUUUCUUGGUGAUAGAUUUGAUUUUUACUGAACUUGAAAGCAUUAAGAACAAUAGAUUUCUAAAUUGAAAUGAUUCACACUGCGAUUUAUUUGAACAGAAGUCUCUGUGCCCAUAGAUUUAACAUGUGAGGGGUUUUUUUUUUUAUUAUAGCUUUCCAUUUACUGUUUGAAAGCCAAUACUCAACUAUGUUAUUAAUUUACCAAUUUCAGUUUUUAAAAUAAAUCCUAUAGGUUAUUUUGUAUUCUUUGCUUAUAUAACCAUGCAUUAUAUAACUAAUACUACUUUUUAAAAAAACUUUCUACCCAAAUGAGACAUGCCUAAAUUUAUUUUCAUCUGCAUGUAAGGCAACAGGUGCAAUACAGUUAUCAAUUGAGGGACAGUUAGGUAUUUAAAAUCCGCUUCUUCCCAAGUCAGGUUUUGUACUGUGCAUGCCAGCAAUAGUUUUCCGAUGAUGGUGCUGUUAAAGGGCGUUGUAAAUUGGUGGAUGGUAAAUUGAGCAAGUUAAUUAGACACAUUGCACAUUUGACUUACACUGAAUGAGUGAGGGAAGUAGAUGACCCUAAUGCAUACUUUGUCUGCUGUGUGCGUGUAUGGAGGCAGAGGGCAUGCAGAAGGUUCCAGCUGCCUUGUCUUUCUGAGUGAUGCUCCUAGUUCCAAGAGACUACAGCCUGUCUUCAUGUGAAAGCUAUUGCAUUGCAGAUAGACAUUAUUUGCAUCGUUGUUGAUGGAUGACUUACUGGAAGUUCAGGUAAUAUCUAAAUUAUGAUAGUCACGUUUUGCAAACAGUGACUUCAUCUGGAACAAGGUGGUUUUCAUUUCUCUUUGAUAAAAUAGAAACAGAAUUGGACAAGGUUAUUCAAUCAUGUGAUCCCGGUACCCAAGAAACAAGAAUCAGGCCAUCGAUGCAAGUUUCAGACUAACUACUACUACAUGUUGAAACCCUAACUCAGAAAAAAAGAUAAAGAAAAAUAAGUAAGUAAAAAGUAAUGAGAUUGGGCAAGAUGUCUCAACAGAAAGGUGCUUGAAGUCAAACCUAAAAACCUGAGUUAGAUUUCCAUGACCUUUUCCCAUAGCAGAACAACGCUGACUCUCACAAGUUACCUCCUGCCCUCCACACCUGCCCCACCAGAACAAUGUAAUUAAAAAAUAAAAAAAUUGUCUUUUGGUUAAAAGACAAUUCAAAAUUAAAAAUAUGAAAUGUCUUAAGAAGAUGGCUUACAUUAGUUUCAUAGAAGAAAACAUAAAGUAUUAUUUGUGUGGCUACCCUUGUGAUUCGUGUCUCUAUUUUAAGACUAAUAGCCUUAAAGAAUACUGCCCUGCCUCAACUGUGUAAUUAAGUAUGAGCUCUUGAGACAGACAGACUUUGUCUCUUAUUUGUGAAGAACCAAUUCAUAUAUUUUGCAGAAUUUAAAUAUAAAUAAAUUUAUGAUACAAAU
This is a messenger RNA of Myodes glareolus (Bank vole), 7216 nucleotides long. RefSeq names its product TBC1 domain family member 32 (gene Tbc1d32). Gene Ontology annotation, biological process: non-motile cilium assembly. Lineage: Eukaryota; Metazoa; Chordata; Mammalia; Rodentia; Cricetidae. The record is from RefSeq and is a predicted model, not a curated record.